This is a messenger RNA of Condylostylus longicornis, 3918 nucleotides long. RefSeq names its product sodium/potassium-transporting ATPase subunit beta-1-interacting protein (gene NKAIN). The record is from RefSeq and is a predicted model, not a curated record. The transcript is spliced from 6 exons. Gene Ontology annotation, biological process: regulation of sodium ion transport. Bases 154 to 2697 code for a protein of 847 amino acids. Lineage: Eukaryota; Metazoa; Arthropoda; Insecta; Diptera; Dolichopodidae.
AUUUUGUUAUUAUUGUUCUUUUAAUUUAAAAUUUUAAGUAAAUAAUUCAAUAAUAUUAAAUAUAUAUACAAAUAUAUGUAUGCACAUAUAUAAAAAAAUAUAUAAUAUAUAAGUAUUUCGGAAUUAAAUGAUAUAGAAUAAAAGGAAUAUGCCAUGGGAUCUUGUACGAGACGACACUUUUUAUUGUCAACAUGUUUUUUACAGUUGAUUACAAUUAUCGAACGACAAGUAUUUGAUUUCCUUGGAUUUAUGUGGGCACCAAUAUUGGCAAAUUUUUUUCAUAUAAUUUUUGUUAUAUUUGGAUUUUAUGGAGCAUAUCAUUUUCGCGUCAAAUAUAUUAUAGCAUAUUUAGUAUGGAGUUUCAUAUGGAUUGGUUGGAAUGUAUUUUUAAUAUGCUUUUACUUAGAUGUUGGAACAUUAGAUAAAAACAGUGAUAUAUUAAAUUUAGGAACAGGUAGCGUUUCAUGGUUUGAAGUAAAUGGAUAUGGUUGUAAACCAACAUAUCCAACAAAUAUUACGUCAGAGGAUCCUUACCGUCCACCUCGACCAGAAAGAGUCGAUGAUUGCCUUUUAGAUUAUACAAUUAUUGAAAUUAUACAUUCAGGUGUACAAUGUGUUUUAGGUGUAUUUGCUAUAUUUGGAGCAAUUUUAAUAGCUUAUUUAUUUAUUGAUGAAGAUGAUCAAUUCGAUUUCAUGGGUGGUGAUGCAAAAAGUCCUCAACAUACAUCUGUACAUCCAAUGUACGUGAGCUAUACUAGCAUACCAACAUCAGCUAGCGCAACAAUGUUAUCAAUUAAUAAACAUAAUAAUAACAAUAAUAAUAGUCUUAAUAAGCAAUUAAUACACAUUAAUAGUAAUAAUAACAACAAAGAACAAAAUUAUAAAAAUCAACAUCAGCAAAAAUAUAAUUAUAAUGCAGCUGAUUUUUUCAAUAAAAAACCAAAAUUGACAUAUUCAGAUAGUUAUAGAAAUAAUAAUAUUGAUAAUGAUAGUAAUUCUAUUAAUAGUAGCAAUAAUAUUAUUAAUAAUAAUAACAGCAGUUUAAAUAACACAUAUAAUAAUAAACCAAUAUCAUUAUCACGAGCAUCAACUGUUUCCUUAAACAAUAAUAAUAACAAUAAUAAUAGUAACAGUAACAGUAACAGUAACAGUAACAGUAAUAGUAAUGGUACACAAACAAGACCACAUCAACAAUAUCAACAACAACAAAUACAAAAUAUAACAAAUCAAUCACAAUUACAACCACAGACACAACAACAAACCCAACAAACAUCACAAUUAAAUUUUCGUAAUUAUAACAGUCAAAGUACUUAUCAAUUUAAUAACAGUUUAACAAACAGUUAUAAUCGUAAUAAAAGUUCAAGUUAUAAUAGUUAUAUUCAUCGUCCUGACAUAAAAUAUACUCAAAUAGUAAAUGAACAAUUGAUUUCUGCAAAUAAUUCAAAUGAUGAUACAAAUAAUAGUUGUGCUAUUGCCACAACAGUAACUGCAACUAAUUCUCCUAUUACAAAAAAUUCAAUAAAUGAUCAGGGGAUUAUUAAUUCAAAUUUAGAUGAUACAAAUGAUAAUUUUGCAUUGCAAACUUUUAAAAAUAUUUCACGUUCUGGUUCAAAAUCAAUUGAAAAUACAUAUGUUCCUUUUCAACAUCCAGUGCCUAUUGGUUCAUAUAGUGAAACAAGUCCAAUACCAAGUCCAAUUAAUUCAAAUCCAAUUAUUUUAAAUAAUAAAAAUAAAAAUGAUAAUGAUGAUAAUAAUUAUCAUUAUAAUUUAAAGAAACCUAUUUUAAAUCAUGUUCCGAAUAAACAAAAUCCAAAUUCAAUUUUAAAUUCAUUGGAUGGUAAAAAAAUUGAUCGUUCUGAAUCAUUAGAUGAUGACGAUUAUAGUCAAAUAAAUCCUGAUUAUCCUAUUAUACCAACAGUACAUAAUUAUAAUAAUCAAAAUUUAUAUAUAAAUAAUGGUCAGUCUAAUAUAUAUAAAUCAAAUUAUAUUAGACCAGCACCGUUACCACCAAUACCAUCUAAUGGAUUUCAAAUAAAUCCACCAAAUACAAAUCAAAUACCAAUAACAUCAUCGUCAUCAUCAUCAUCACCACCAUUAAAUUUUCAACAACAAAAUCAUUAUCAUAAUCAUUCACAUAAUAAUCAUCAUCAUCAGCAGCAUAAUCAUCAUUAUCAUCCCCAACAGCAACAACAAAUACAACAGUCUCACAAUAAUCAUCAUCAUCAUCAUCAAUAUCAAACACCAUAUAUAAGACAAAAUCAACGUUCUGGACAACAACCAUAUCCAGAUUUAUCACCAGAAAUUACUGAAAAAUAUUCAAUGCCACAACAAUAUAUCUCAAAUUAUAAUAAUUUUUCAAAUAAUAUUACCAGAUCUCCAAUACCAAGUCGUAUUGCAGCAGCAUCACGACGUCGUAUACCUAAUAAUAAUUAUAAUAACAAUAGUAAUAGUAAUAUUACAAAUUUUUGUGAUCAAAUUCGUGAUACACCACCUGGUUAUACAAAUAAUAUAAAUGAUAUAAAUCCAAUGAGUAAUUCAUUUAUAAGUAGAACCAAAUCUCAUGACAGAAUAUCAAAUCGUUUAAGACGUAAUAACAGUCAUAAUUCAAAUCAACCAUAUAGUAAUAGGCCUAGACCUAGAUCAUAUUGUAAUAAUAUAGCAAAUAGUAAUAAUGGAGUGUUAACUGAAGAAUUAUAAUUUUAUUGUAUUCGUCUUUUUGUUUUUAUUAUUUAAAUAUUCUUAUAAUAUAAAUGACGAGGACAACAAAUAAUGACUCCUAUUAUAAAUACAAAUUUUUAUUUUUGUAUAAUGAAAUUGCAUACUAUUAUAUAAUUAUACAACUAAAAUUAAAAAAAAAUUAUUAAUAUUAUUAAUUAAAUAAUCAUUUCAAUUGAUUAAAAGUGCCCUCUUUUAAAAUAAUUAAUUGUCCAUUUUAUAUAAUGUAGAACAAAAAGGAAAUUUGGCUUAUUGGUGAAAUUUUUAUAAAAAUAUUCAAAGGGAAUUAUUUUGAAGGAAUUCAUUUUGAAUUUACAAUCGAUUGUAAAUCCAAAUUUCAAUUACGCUUGAUUUAAGUGUUAUAAAAAAUAGUUUUUUUUAAAGAAAAAUUGAGUAGAUCCAAAUUUCUUAAAAUUUUUUGUGUCCAAACGAUUCAUUAAAGUGUAUUCACAAUAUCGAUGAAGUUUUUUAUAUCACUACUGUAGUUUAAUUGAAUUUAGAAAAUUUUAACUAAAUUUAAAUUUUAAAGUGCAUUCAACGUCAUUGUACCCCACUACUAAUAUAUGAACGAGAACAAUGAACUAAAAUGUAGUUAAACCGCAAUUUUUAUUCAAUUUCAUAUUCCAAUUUAGAUUUUAAUAUUUCAUUUUAAUUGAAAUAUUAACGAUAUGGUUGUUUUCAAAUAUUUUAAUAUGUUUUUAACUAAAUGUAAUGAAACAGGACAAUAUAAUUUGACGUAUAAUAUGUCAAAUUUAAUAUUGAAAUGAUUUUGUCUCUAUAUACUAUAGGUAAAUACAAUCAAUGCAUUUACAUAAUACACUCACCAACUACUAUUUAUGUUAAACAUUCAUUUGACAAAACAUGAUAACUACAUGAAUUACAUCAUAAAUUUUACAUUCACCAUACACAUACAAUACAAAUAAAAUACAUAUAUACAAAAGAAGGACAAAAAGAAAAUUAAAAGAUUUGCUGCCAAAUUUUUGCAUUUCUUAACUUUUUUUUUUUUGUUUUAUUCAAUGACUUGUUUUUGUUUCUAACUAAUUUAAGUGCUUAUAUAAUAAUAUUAGUUCUGUUCGAUUUAUAAUAAUUAUAGGAAAAGUAAGCAAUUAAAUUCAUAUAUACUUUUUUCUUUAAAAGUAUUGAAAACAAAACGCUAGUAUUAAGGAUAAAUGAUAAAGAAUUAGAAAACAAAAAAUAUUCUUA